GUGCCUACGUUCAAGUCGAUCAUGCACUCCACGUUGUUGUCAUUGCUGUUAAUAAUGUCGUGCCGUGAAUAGGUUCUAAUACUUAUUUAUUAUUUAUGAAAAAUGGAUACUAUUAUUUAAUAAUGUGAAAUUGAUUGAACAUCAUUCAUAGACGCUUUUUCAUUAAUAUUUUUAAAGUGCAGUUUGUAUGUAUAUAUAUAUAUAUAUAUAUAUAUAUAUAUAUAUAUACACAUUUUUAUAAAAAUAUAUCAUUUGCUUGAAAGUUUAACGUUACCGUGCGUUAUAUACGUACACGCAAAAAUGUAUGCACGUGUUAAUUUUCACGAUGAACCGAAAAAAUUCUACACCAAACAUAACAGAAAUCAAAUGUUCGCUACAAGAUACAGACCAUUUUCAGCCAAAAAGUUUCAAAGAUUUUGACCCACGAAAAAUAUACUAUGCCAAGUGGACGUGUGAAUUAACAUGUUUAGAUGAACAUGAGCAUUUCGAUUAUUAUCCGUGCUACAUUAUUAAUCUAGGAGAGAGUAGAAUGCAACUUAAAGAAAUUGAAGAAACCACUAGAAAUAAGAUACCAAAAAUUGUACAGGAUUUUGGAGAACUACCCAACUCACAAAAAAAAAAACGAAUGAAAGUUUAUCUCUUAAGAAGUGGGAAAAAGAAACAAAAAGAAAUGUUUUGAAAAAUCGAUCAGAGAGUGUUUUGAGUAAAUUGAGCCAAAAUGUAUCUGAGUUUUAAGAUGACUCGGACUGUAGUCAUAAAAAGUCAUUAAAAAAAAAAAUGUCACCAACAUGGAAUUGAAAAUUAGAUUAGCCCGUCUACGGUCAGAUGAUAUACCACGCAAGGAAUCAAAUGUUUUCGAAGAAAAUGAAACAGAGACUAGCAAGAACAGUACGCCCAUAUCCUCUGCAUCAUCUACACCAGUUUCUAAUAAAAAUCUCAAUAGAGAGUCACUUGGAAAUUUUUCACCUGCAUUAAAUGAUACAUCUCCAGCAGCUAGUCCAAAAGUGAAUGAGUCACCUAAAACCGUAUUAUCACCUUCACUUAUCAGUGAUCGCAAUGCUGAUGGAAAACACGUUAAAGAACCAGCUAAAGGUUCUUCAUCUACGUUAUAUAGUGCAUUAAAUAAAAAUAAAGCACUAGUUUCACCCGCCAAGUAUGAUUAAAAUUUAUCGCCUAACAAACCUGUAUCUCCAGGGCAAGAAAAUCUCUCAAGUUCUAGUGAUAGUGAUGCCGAUACAAAAAAAAAGAAAGAAACGUAAAAGUCAUUCUGUUGAAGAAUAUAGAAACAAAGGUGAGAUUAAAAAAACUAGUUCAGCAGUCUAUAGACUAUUAUGAAAAGGGCGAUGGAAUGAAUGACAGAAAAAAACGCUACAAAAAAACAGAUGAUGAUCUUAUUUAUCUGGGAGAAGGAUUAGCUGUUCCAAUAAUAGGAUGGUAUGGAAUACAGACGAUGGGUCCAAAAUCAUUUAUAGGAGAACUGAUACCAAUGUUUUGGAACUCUGAGGAUCUUUCUAAAAGGGCACUUAAUGUAGAUAAAGUAAGUACAAAAGUUAAAGGCUCACCCAUCAAAACAAUAGAAGGGUCUCUUUUGAGGUUAUUAAUUAGUGUGUACUGCGAUUACUUAUCAGACCAAUCUAUACCCGCUGUAAAUAAAGUUAAUUAUUUAUAUAGUGUUACCGAUAUUUUGUCAAAAAAAAUUAGAAAUUGUAGGCAAAAGUAUUUAGAAAAUGUAAGAGAACAAGAGCUUAGACAACAAAAGGAGCGUAAAAAGGAAGACGUUAAAAAAAGGUUGAAAUUUUAAACAGUUUUAUUAGUUUUCAUAUUUUUUAAUUGAGUGAUAUUAAAUAUUAAACUAUUUAUAAAAA
This is a messenger RNA of Nasonia vitripennis (jewel wasp), 1865 nucleotides long. RefSeq lists its product as uncharacterized. The coding region runs from base 305 to 679 and encodes 124 amino acids. The transcript is spliced from 2 exons. The record is from RefSeq and is a predicted model, not a curated record. NCBI's taxonomy places the organism in Eukaryota, Metazoa, Arthropoda, Insecta, Hymenoptera, Pteromalidae.